AUUCCAGCUGCCUCUUCCUACAUUUUCUUUUAAUCCAGAGACCAUCAACAUGAUUCAACUUAACUACACUUUAUAAGUAAACUUCGUAGUCAUUUAAGAUUGCAACCAAGAAUCAAAUAUGGACAAGACAUACCCAAACAAACAGCAACGACAAAGAAGACAGUACCAAUAUUGUCUCAUCUUGAAAGAUCUUUGAAGAGGUGGAACCCAACAUUUUUGGCUAAUGCCGUGAACAGAAAAUAAUUGCAGAGGAAAUACAAUCAAGUGGAGGAACUCCAACUGUCAGUGACAAUUUAUUUGCUCUUUAGCCUUUAAUGCCAAGAUAUCUCACCAAAGAAGAUACGGACAGAAACAGUGAUGAGAUCACCUAAUUUAUCCAUCACAAAGUCAAGAAACAACUAUCAAGUUACACCAGUGAGAACUACAUUCUGGUUAAGGUGCUUUUCUCUUUCCCAAGAACAGAAUCACAAAAAUUUUGUCAAAGAAGAUUGGUGGUUACAGGUUGGUUUAAUUCAAAGAAAAUCAUCACAGAAAACCUCUGUGUUCCUGAUGAAAUGUGGAAAAUGUUGAACGUCCAACACAUGACCUAAUGGCAACAUGGGAGGCAAUGCACCACAUUAGGGAUGCUUUCAAAUAGUCUCGGAAUUGAAACAUUAUCUUUCUAAAAUGGAUUUUUUUACAACCUCCUUUUCUCCAAGAAAAAACUGAAUUAAUCUCAAGCACCAAGCAGAAAUCAUCCUGAGAAGUCUGCAAUGUGGAAAUAUGUAAGAAAGCUUCGUGUUGAGCCUUAACAGUUGCACGAAACAACUCUUCCACGCCAUAUGAUAACAUGCUGCAUUAUCUUUUGUCUAUUACUAAUUGUUUUUGUUGUGUUGUCAGUCUCUGCAUAUUUGAUCUGCAGAUAUUCUGUGUUGUAUUUGUCCACCCAACCUUGGGUUACAAACUGUAUAUAUUAUGUGGUCCCUUGUGUUUCUUCUGUGUUCUUAAUCCUGUCAAAGUUCCAACCUGCCAUGGUUCUUCUGUCAGGAUUUAUAUUUACCUGUCCUGUGCCUUCUCCUUCUGUCAUGUUGCGUGUUAAAUCGACGGUUCUGAGGGAGUACACCAGGACGACAAAGGCAUCAAGAAAAAAUCAAAAGUGCCUGGUGUCAUGAUUACACAGUUUAUGGAGGAACUUCCUGAAGGAAAAACAACUCCAGAUUUCACACGGAAACCCAUAGGCCUUACUAUCCAAGAGGGCAAAUUUGCAUACUUUAAAGCCAUUGUGGUGGGAGAUCCAACACCUACUGUAACAUGGAGCAGAGCAAAUGGAGAAAUCAUUUUUCACCCUGAUGUAUGUCAACAAAAAUAUGAUCCGGCAUCAAAUGAACAUACCCUCGAGUUCCCUAAGGUAGCUCCAGAAGAUGCCGACACCUACAAGUGUUUUGCAACCAAUGAAUAUGGGAGAGCUGUUUGCACCGUUAUUCUGAAUGUUAUUGAAGUGGGAUUCUCCAAGACCAAGGAACUUCAAAAGACUCAAGGAGAAGAUGCAACGGAGUUCAGAAAAAGACUCAAAACACGUAAUCCCGAUGGAACACGUGAGGAAAAGACAAUGGAUGCAAACGAAAAGGUCUGGGAAAUCCUGCUUAGUGCAGAAAAGAAAGAUUAUGAGCAAAUCUGUAUAGAGUACGGCAUCACAGACUUCCGUGGCAUGUUGAAGAAACUUACUGAAAUGAAAAAAGAGCGUGAAGAGGACAUUGCACAGUUCAUCUCACAUAUCAGGACGCUUAAACCUGUAGAGGUCAAAGAUGAUGACUGUGCAACAAUUGAGCUGGAUAUGGACCUCUUAGAUUCUGGCAGCAAAAUAUUUCUGUACAAGGAUGGUGUCAUGGUACCAUUCUCAAAGGAAGAUGGAGAAGGAAUGAAGCAUAAUUUAAAACAAGUUGGCAAAAAAUAUGUGUUCACAAUCAAAAAUCUAAGUAAGAAUGAUGCGGGGCUCUACUCUGUGGAUGUUGAGGGAGUCAAUGUAUUUUCCACAGAUUUUAAAGUGCCUGAAGUUGACUUUGCUGUCAAAAUUCAAGAGGUCAAGGCGGAAGAACGAGAGGACGCUCUCUUUCAGUGUGUACUCACUGCACCAAUGAAUGAGAUCAAAUGGUAUGGAAAAAGCGCUCUGCUGACAAAUAAUGAGAAGCAUGAAAUCAUUGUAUCUGAAGAUAAACUCAUCCAUAAGUUGAUUGUGCGGGACUGCCUGCCUCUGGAUGGUGGCAUUUAUGCUGCUGUGGCAGGAAUCAAGUCUUGCAAUGCCUGGCUUGUGAUUGAGGUGGAGAAAGAUCCAGCCAAAAAGGCCAAAAAGGCAGCACGGAAAACCACCAUCGCUGGAGCCGGCAAUGAUGAAGAACUGCUGAGAAUAGCAAAGGAACAGCAAGAAAGAUAUCAGAAAGAAAUGGAAGAAAAAGCACAACUCGCCAAAAAAGCACAAGAAGAGAAGGAAUUGGCGGAUGCAGCUGCCCGAGCAAAGCAGAAGGCAGAGGCUGAGGCCAAAGCUGCAGCAAAGGCAGCGGCUAAAGCUGCAGCAAAGGCAAAGAGAGCGGCUGCAGGCAAAGAUGGAGCUGUUAAGAAAACUAAGAAAAAAGUAGCUGGUGCUGGGGAAGGAGCUGCCGCCAAUGGGGCCAGUGGGGCAACAGGGGGUGUUGUUGGUGUUGGUUCAGGUAGUGCUGCAGGUGGAGCUGCUGGAGCUACAGGCGGAGGCGGUGCAGCAGGUAGUCUAGUUGGUGCUGCAGGAGGGGGUGCAGGAGGUGCUGCAGGAGUUGGAGGGAGAGAUGGGAGUGGAGCUGCAGGUGGGACUGGAGACAUUGAGGGUGGAGAUGAGGAAGGAGGUUCUGAGGUUGAAAGCGAUGAGGAUUUCUUUGAAGAUUCAGAUGAAGACAUUGAGGGAGAAGGAGUGGGAGGAAAAGGAAAGGAAGGAGUAAAGGAAGGAGAAGGAGAAGAGGGAGGAGAGAAAGGAGAAGGAGGAGAAAAAGGAGGGGAGCGGAGAAAACGAGUAAGAGCUGGCCCACUGGUUCCUGAUACUGUUAUAGACCCAGGCGUUCACUUUCACGCUGGACUUUCUGACUGCAAAGCCAUUAUUGGAGAAGCAGCAGAGUUAGAGUGUAAAGUAAGCAGUGAAGAGUGUGUAGGAAUCUGGUACAAAGAUGGAGCUGAGAUUCAGUCAUCUGAGAGUUUAACAAUUUCAAAAGAAGGAUGUUUCCACAGGCUGAAAAUCCACAAAGUCACAGAGGAAAAUGCUGGAAAAUAUAAAUUUGAAGCCGAUGGUCGAAAAACUGAGGCUGAAAUUGCUGUCGAAGAUCCCCCUCGAUUUGAUAAAGAGGAGCUAGAAGCAUUUAAAGCUCCUGUGACGGUAAAGAAGGGACACAAAGCUACUUAUAAGUUGUCUUACAUUGGCCGGGAGCCAAUAAAAGUCCAAUGGUACCUUGAGGGUGAAGAACUUUCAAGUGAAGGCAAUAUAAAUAUUGAGACUUCAGAUGGAACCAGUCGUUUGCUGCUGAUGAAGCUGCAGCGCAAAGACAGUGGUGAAAUCAAGAUAAAGCUGAAAAAUGUCUUUGGGACAAUAGAGGCUGUAAGCCAGCUAAAUGUACUUGAUAAACCUGGACCUCCAAUGGGACCGCUGGAGAUUGUUGAAGCCUCCUCCUCUGUAAUUGAUUUCAAGUGGAGACCCCCAAAGGACAGUGGUGGAUGCAAGAUACAAAACUACAUCCUUGAACGACAACAAGUUGGACGGAACACCUGGAAGAAGGUCGGACCAAUUGGUCCUGAGGCCAAGUAUAGAGACUCCGACGUGGAUCAUGGAAGGAAAUACUGCUAUCGUAUCAGAGUGGAGACUGAAAUAGGAACCAGUGAAAUGAUGGAAACUGAAGAUAUUCAGGCUGGAACAAAAGCAUAUCCUGCAGCUCCAUCAGCACCAAAGGUUGCCAGUGCUUUUAAGGACUGCAUCAACCUCACCUGGUCCCCUCCUGCUGACACUGGAGGAACCAGCAUUCUGGGAUAUAACCUGGAAAAACGCAAGAAAGGCAGCAACCUCUGGGGCCAAGUUAACCCCCCAAAUGAGAUUAUUAAAGGUAAAGGAUUUGCAGUAAAAGAUGUGGUUGAGGGUAUGGAGUACGAGUUCCGUGUGUCUGCAAUCAAUGGCUCUGGAGCUGGUGAAUUCAGCACUCCAUCUGAGUUUGUUUUUGCCAGAGACCCUAAAAAGCCUCCUGGUAAAGUGCUUGAUUUGAAAGUGACAGAUUCCACCUACACAAACCUGUCCCUAUCUUGGAACAAGCCCAAAGACAUUAAGGGAGAGGAGGAUGAAGCAAAGGGAUAUUUUGUGGAAAUCAGGCCUGCAGAAAACACAGACUGGGAUCGAUGUAAUUCUAAUGCAAUAACCAUGACUACAUAUACGGUAAAGGGCAUGAAGUCAAUGGCCAUGUACUGGGUGAGAGUUAUUGCUACUAAUGAUGGAGGUGAGGGAGUGCCUCAGGAGCUGGACAAUUACAUUCUCGCUAUGCCCCCUCCUGUGAGACCACGAUUCACAGAUACCAAAAUCCAGAGUUUCAUGAUUGUGAGAGCAGGAAAUUCUGCAAGAUUCACCAUUAACUUUGAGGCUUCACCAUGGCCAGAGGUAACCUGGCUAAAGGAUGGCGUGCCAGUGUCUAAAAAGGUCACCAUCAGCAAUGCUGAGGGCACAUCCCAGCUUUUGAUUCCUUCAGCACAACGUUCAGAUACCGGCAUCUAUACCAUCAUUGUCAAAAACAUUGUAGGACAGGAAACAUUUAGCAUUGAAAUUAGAGUCACAGAUGAGCCAAAGCCACCAGGUCCUGUGGAUCUCGAUGAAAACGUGCCUGGCACAGUGACCAUCUCAUGGACCGCGUCUCCAGAUGAGAAGCGGGAUGACAGGCUGCACUACAUGGUGACAAAGAGAGAUUCAGUCAAGAGGUCUUGGAACACCAUUGCAGAUCGAAUCUUCAACAACAAAUUUACGGCCUGCAACAUCAUGCCGGGUCGAGAAUACCAGUUUAGAGUCUAUGCCAAGAAUGACAUGGGCUCCUCUAAACCAUCUGAAUCUCCAAAGUGGCUCAUUCCUGCCAAAAAAGAAAAAUUCACAGUGAAGAUGCCAGAGUCCAAAGCCUGUGACUUGCAAUGUCCUCCUAAGUUCCUUGUCCCACUGAAAAUGCACACUGCUCCACAAGGCUAUGAAUGCUACAUGAGCUGUGCCGUAAAAGGAGAUCCAACACCUCGUGUGACAUGGCUCCGCAACAACAUCAGUCUGAAUACCAACACCAACUACUUCAUCUCCAACACCUGUGGGGUCUGCUCAAUGCUAAUAUUAAGGGUGGGAACCAAGGAUACUGGGGAAUACAAAAUUGUUGCAGAAAAUGCUUUAGGAAGAGCAGAGAGUUCAACUAAACUCGCAGUCAGAGAAUAAAGGAAUCUACAGAAGAUGCCACAUAAGCCACGUAGUUGGAAAUUGACAUGCCUUUUACAAUCAAGCAAAUCCAAGAUAUGUGUAAAAUGUACAUGCAGUGUCACAGAUGAAGCCUCAUAUCAAAAUCUUAUUGUGCAAAGUAAAAUAAAAAAACAUUAAAAAUAUGUUGCCACCAUAGGUUGCGCUAGACUUUUUUGUUCUCUGUCAUUUUGACUGUUGUUUUAGUUACCUCUGCGAUUAACUUUGCAUAAAGUCUAUAAUGUCUGCGCAUGUGCACCAGUCAAGGGUGUUUUCUAUAACCUGUCAAAUGACCGACGGGCUUCAAACUUUCCUGUCAUUUAAGAAAACAACAAAUACAGAAAAUAUUCCUUUAACACGACCUCUGAUUGCCACAUAUUAUUCGUAGAUCUAGUUUUAUUUAUUUAACUUGUUUUAUUUUGUUAAACUAGAAGGCUGAAUAUACAAAAAAGAAAUUAUAUAUUUAUUUUAACUAUUUGCCACUUGAGAACCUGGAAGGAUUUAUUGAUUUGAUUCCAUUUUAAAUGACUGAAUUAAUGAUUUUAUCAUCAAAGUGAUAUAAUUUUCUGCCAUUUCCCAUUAGGCUGUUCUGUAACAUAGAUGGUUGCCAUUGUUUUAUUCUCCUGCAGACUUUGUUUUUGUUGCCUGUUUUCUGCUGUGAGUUUACCCAAGCAUUAUGUCAACUGUUAUGAAAUAUGGUGCAAAGACAAAGCAACAGAAAAACAAAAAAUAUAUUGAUACAUAAAAAGCU
Molecule: messenger RNA, 6206 nt
Organism: Poeciliopsis prolifica (blackstripe livebearer)
Lineage: Eukaryota; Metazoa; Chordata; Actinopteri; Cyprinodontiformes; Poeciliidae
Product: immunoglobulin-like and fibronectin type III domain-containing protein 1
Exons: 23
Coding region: 1148-5437 (1429 amino acids)
Molecular function (GO): protein binding
Source: RefSeq, a predicted model, not a curated record